Trichoderma harzianum CBS 226.95 is the source of this 1290-nucleotide messenger RNA. RefSeq lists its product as hypothetical. Gene Ontology annotation, biological process: ribosomal large subunit assembly; rRNA processing. The transcript has a single exon. The record is from RefSeq and is a predicted model, not a curated record. Bases 60 to 1022 code for a protein of 320 amino acids. NCBI's taxonomy places the organism in Eukaryota, Fungi, Ascomycota, Sordariomycetes, Hypocreales, Hypocreaceae. Gene Ontology annotation, molecular function: nucleic acid binding; 3'-5' exonuclease activity. Gene Ontology annotation, cellular component: nucleus.
GAUGCGCCUCAUGGACAGAUGCUUUUAUGAAAAGAUUUUUUAGGCCGCUGUUUGCAAGGAUGGCCGAGCUUUCUUCUAACUGGAAAAAACUUCAAGCUCAAUUAACAGCUGAGGCAGCCUCCAAGCCUUCAACAAAACGAAAGGCUGAAGAGCAGCUACAAUCCUCACUGCGGAAAAAGUCGUUUGAAACAUCCAAGAGCAAAGCCCCUAAACCGCUAAAUCGAAAAGAUAAGCCGCCUGUUCGUAGAAUGGGCGGUGUCCAAAGCUCGGCAGCGAUAGAAAAACCGAAGCAAACUCCAUCACCAUCCUUGGCGAUUUGGGCUGAAGAUCAUGGGGUCUCUGCGGAGGAUUUGGCAGAGGCGUAUGGCCUAGGUGUCAAAGGAAAUUCUCUGAUGUUUGCCUCUACGAAAGACAAGGUGAAUCACGGUCUUACCAGUGGACUCGAGAUUGGAAAGUAUGUCGCUAUCGACUGCGAGAUGGUAGGCGUUGGUCCCGGCGGACAUGAAUCAGCGCUGGCACGCAUCAGCAUCGUCGACUUCCAUGGACGGCAAGUGUAUGAUUCAUACGUCAAGCCGAAAGAGCGCGUCACCAACUGGAGAACAGCCGUCAGUGGAAUCUCUCAAAAAGAAAUGAGAUUUGCAAGAGACUUUGACGAGGUCCAGAAAGAAGUCAGCGACAUUUUGCAAGACAGAAUUCUCAUUGGCCAUGAUAUCAAGCAUGACUUGGAUGCCCUCAAACUCAGCCACUCUCUCAAGAAUAUACGCGAUACCGCCAAAUAUCCGGCGUUCAAAAAAUAUGGCCACGGCAGGAAACCCGCACUGAAGAUCCUCGCCAAGGAAAUUCUCGGCAUCGAAAUCCAAAGUGGACCGCACUCUAGUACUGAAGAUGCCAGAGCUACUAUGCUUCUGUUUCGGAAGCACAAAUCCGGUUUUGACAUGGAUCAUGUCAACCGAUUUGCUCCAAAGCAACCAACAAAUACCGGCGCAUCUCGUCUUAAAAAGAAGACUAAGAAGAAGUCAUGAUACAACAUCAAGUUUGCAUAUGUCCUGAAUACUUGAAUACCCUCCUCUGUCGUAUCAGGGGUGCAUUUCUGAAUAGCGUAGAUCGGAUAUCUUUCUCAAAACUCCCCCAAGGAGUUUGAUCUCUGGAGUCUGGGCGUUGGCGUGAUGGCUUCCAACCCUUUCUACUUUUUCGAUAAUAUAUGAGCUCUAUGAACUUAGAAUACUACCCGGGCCAAAUAAUCCAGCGAAAUGUUAUGAUGCAUACGCUAAUUCCAAAUAACUUUGCACA